Molecule: messenger RNA, 1401 nt
Organism: Dendroctonus ponderosae (mountain pine beetle)
Lineage: Eukaryota; Metazoa; Arthropoda; Insecta; Coleoptera; Curculionidae
Gene: Prip
Product: aquaporin AQPAe.a
Exons: 7
Coding region: 298-1125 (275 amino acids)
Biological process (GO): transmembrane transport
Cellular component (GO): plasma membrane
Molecular function (GO): water channel activity
Source: RefSeq, a predicted model, not a curated record
AGUGACUUUGAGGCAUCAAAUUGAAGACUGUCCGCCUGCAGCUCGCCCAUUACUCAAUUCUUUUUUUAGUGGCAAAUGAUGAGUUGAUCAAACCAACCCCACUAUCCUCUCAUAAUUGGAGGAAGCUUCUUGAUGUGAUCUCGUAACGAACAGUCUAUCUAGAACUUCCACGCUCAUUCAAAGUUCCACCAUCGACGCUGUGUUUUGUCUAUUAACCGUGACUUCUACGCUGUUUAGUUCGAGGUAAAAGCGCGAAAAGUUCACUCUACUGAUUAACAGGUGAUAGAAGGUUGCAAAAUGGGCAAUUUCCGAGAAGUUUUAGGCAUCAAUGAGGUGUCUUCAUCCAAAGUGAUCAACGCCGUAUGGAAGGCUCUUUUGGCCGAAUUCCUCGGCAACUUCCUGCUGAAUUUCUUCGGAUGCGGAUCGGUGAUUGUGAUGGCUUUCAGUGCGGAACACAAGCCCAACUUCGUGUUGGUGUCGCUCACAUUCGGACUGGUUGUUUUCGUCUGUGUUCAGGCUCUUGGUCAUGUGAGCGGCGCUCACCUCAAUCCAGCCGUAACAGCGGGAAUGUUGUCUGUAGGAAACAUCAAAGUAGUGAAAGCGAUACUGUAUGUUAUAGUGCAGUGCAUUGGAGCUUUGGCUGGAUCCGCCACCCUUAAGGCCCUGUUGCCCGAAGAGUGGCACAAUUCCGGCCUGGGCUUGACAAACCUCAACCCGAAAAUCACUCCUCUGCAAGGUUUCGGCUUUGAGUUCUUCCUCGGCUUCGUCUUGGUGUUGGUGGUGAGUGGAGUAUGCGACCCGAACAGGCCGGAAGCCAAAGCUGCUGGGCCUCUAGCCAUUGGUUUGGCUGUCGCUUUGGGACACAUGGGAGCCAUCAACUUGACCGGCGCCUCCAUGAAUCCUGCCAGGAGUUUUGGGAGUGCGGUGAUUGCAGGCAUUUGGGAAAACCACUGGGUUUAUUGGGUGGGGCCAAUAGCCGGUGGAGUGGUUGCUGCCCUGAUCUACCACCACGCUCUUCGAGCGCCCACCCUAACAACUGUGAAGAUCAUCGAAAGGUAUUCCACAGUGGCAGACGAAAAAGAAUUAAGAAGACUCGAUGGAACCAAGGAAGAUAAUUUCGCUUAACGCUUGAAGAAUCUCACCCACCUUUAUACUCAUUUCCAGUGCAAUGUGUUGACUAUGAAGUACAAUUACAUAAGAAGCUUGUUAAUCCUUCCACGCAAUGGAUCAACGAUAUUUUUGCCUUGUAGUUUUAGCGUUACAAGUUAUUGUGUUCAUGCUUAAUCAUUUGAAAGCAACUAAGCUAGUUUUUGUAUUCUAUUUAUCUCUAGUGUGACUGUAUAAGCAAUGUCUAUGUAUAUAACGAAGUGUUAUUUUAUUAAUAAACGUACUAAAGCACGA